GAGUGUCCCUACAAGUGCCCGCAGUGCGGGCAGUCCUUCAAGAAGCCCAGCAACCUGCUGAGCCACUGGGAAGCACACAGCGGGGCCAAGCCCUACACCUGCGAGCUCUGCAGCAAAGCCGACUCGCACCAGGGCACGCUGCAGCAGCGCUGCCGCCUGCACACAGCUGAGCGGCCCUCACAUCCACACCCACAUGGGCAAGAGCCCGACGGCUGCGCCGACUGCGGGAAGGUCUUCGUCUGCUCCUCCGACCUCCGCAAGCAUCAGCACAACAUGCGCUGCAAUGACAAGCCCUUCCCCUGCCCCUGCACCUUCAACAAGCCCCUCUCCCUGCUCUGCCAUCAGCGGGGACGCUUAGGGGCCACGCCGUUCCCCCACCCCAAGUGCAGCAAGGCCUUCGCCAUGGCCCACCUCGCCCACCACUGCCGCACCCAGACCGGCGAGCGACCCUUUGCCUGUCCCCACUGCACCCACACCUUCGCCUCUGCAGCCACCCUCAAGUGGCACCAGCAGCUCCAGGGUGGCCCCCUGCACCGGUGCAGCACCUCGACGGCUUCCCCGGCAGCACCCCACCAACCCCAACAGCCCCUCUGUAUGGACCACGGUCUCUCCCAGCACGGUGUGGAGGAGCCCUGGCCUCUUCGGCAUGGCCGGGGGAAAAUCACACGAAAAGAGGAUCCCAGUUUGGCUGGCAUGAGAUCCAUCUUCCUGCCCCUGGCAAGGCUGAGCACUCUGCCCUGGCCGUACAAAGGUGCUGCACGUGUUUCACAGGACAGUGAAAACCCCAACACCCCCGCGG
Pelecanus crispus (Dalmatian pelican) is the source of this 799-nucleotide messenger RNA. Lineage: Eukaryota; Metazoa; Chordata; Aves; Pelecaniformes; Pelecanidae. The record is from RefSeq and is a predicted model, not a curated record.